Parnassius apollo (apollo) is the source of this 954-nucleotide messenger RNA. Lineage: Eukaryota; Metazoa; Arthropoda; Insecta; Lepidoptera; Papilionidae. The record is from the annotation of a GenBank genome assembly.
AUGUCAUCUCAACGACGUAAAGCAUUUACAAUUGAGGAGAAAGGUGCAAUAAUAUGCAGAUUAGAAAAUGGAGAAUCUAACUCAUGUCUCGCAAAGGAAUUUGGCGUGGGUCAUUCGACAAUCUCAAUGAUUUUUAAAAACAAGAACCGCAUUAAGGAAUCGUUCAAUUCAAAUGUUUUGAAACCGAAGAGGCUUCGAAAAUCACGACAAGAAAAUGUUGAUCAAGCAUUAAUUCAGUGGUUUAAAAACAUGAAAAACAAAGGAAUACCUAUCAGCGGUCCUAUGCUACAGGAAAAGGCAAAUGGUUUUGCCGCGCGUUUUGGUAUUCUCGACUUCAAUUGUUCUGCAAGCUGGAUCAGUCGUUUUAAAGUUCGACAUAACAUUGUGGCUGGAAAAAUUGUCGGUGAAUCUUCGUCUGUAGAUCAAAAUUCAACAACAAACUGGUUGAUAUCUGUGUGGCCGAAUUUACGAAGACAAUUUUCUGAUGAUGAGAUAUUCAAUGCUGAUGAGACUGGACUUUUUUACAAAUUAAUGCCAGAUAAAACUUUAAAAUUUAAAGGUGAAAAUUGUAGUGGAGGUAAGUUAUCGAAAGAUAGAAUAACUGUCAUGGUAACAGCGAAUAUGAGUGGCACAGAGAAGAAGAAAUUGUUCAUUAUUGGAAAGUCACAAAAACCAAGAUGUUUUAAAGGUGUCAAAUCAUUACCUGUCGAUUAUGCUAACCAUCGUAAAGCUUGGAUGACGUCAGAACUUUUUGAAAAAUGGCUUCGUGAUUGGGAUCGUGAUUUGGUGAAGAAGAAGAAAAAGAUUCUAUUGCUGGUUGAUAAUUGCCCGGCGCAUCCAAAUGUUACUGAUUUAAAGUCUAUAACACUUGCUUUCCUUCCGCCGAAUACAACAUCAGUACUACCUACAGCCAAUGGAUCAGGGAAUAAUACGAUCACUCAAAAUGAAUUUUAG